Messenger RNA from Mesocestoides corti, 567 nucleotides. Lineage: Eukaryota; Metazoa; Platyhelminthes; Cestoda; Cyclophyllidea; Mesocestoididae. The record is from the annotation of a GenBank genome assembly.
AUGCGGAUCUAUCGCUGCUGGUUUUGUUCCAGUCCCAUUUAUCCGGGUCAUGGAAUAAUGUUUGUUAGGAAUGACUGCAAGGAAUUCCGGUUUUGCCGUAGUAAGUGCCAUAAAGCAUUUAAGAAGAAGCGUGCUCCGCGAAAGACGAAAUGGACCAAAACCUACAGAAAAUCCUUUAAAAAGGAUCUUAGUGAUGAUUUUGCUCAGACUUUUGAAAGAAAGAGAAAUUAUAUUCAGAAGUAUAGCCGCGAAAAGCUCAUAACUACACUGAAUGCAAUGAAGACAAUUAGUGCUAUUAAAGACAAGCGUGAAAGACUUUUCGUCACUAAGCGAUUAAAGAAGGGUGUUGAGUUAAGGAAAAAAGAGGACGUGAAGUUGGUUAACACACAGAUGCACCUUAUCAAAGCGCCCAACGCGAGGGAACGUGCAGUGGAGGACGAAGAGAAGGUAAAUGUCACUGAACAAAUGGACGUUGAAAUGGAAGAAUUAGAGGCCGAAAUGAAGAAGUCUCUGCCAUCAACAUCUAAGCGCGUUGCUAAAAAACGCUUGCUUGUCAACAAGCUUUGA